AUGCACAUGGAAAAGGAAAUCACAGUGGCGCAGCUGCGCCAGUGCAGUCUGGCGGUCACACUACCAGCGAAUCUCAGUGCUUUUACCGUGGAGAUACUGUAUGAGCUGCUGGUGGCGGGACUGGUGCGCCUCGCAAAGACUGGCAAUGAGGGUUUUGAACAGCAGCUGCCGGCACAUCUGACAGUGAGCGACACCGUCACACGCCUCCGCCUCUUGAGUGCGUUGACGGUGCAACUACAGGCUUCGGGCUGUGACUUCAUCCGGCACGAACACUUGAUGUACCCGUCGGAGCGCAGUACCAAAAUGGUUCUCAGAUGGCUCGUGACGCAGUUGCACCGCACCGCCAUAACCGAGAGCGCUGAUGGUAAGGAAUGGCUUAAGUUGUCGCCUGUGAGGCAGGUGCUUGGCUCAUUUCAGUCUUUUCUGCAUCGUUGCACUCAGAAUAGUGAUUACAGCGAUCAUGAUGCGUGGCCACGUGGCAGCGCUCCCAUAGCGACGGUGUGGCUCCCGUUCUGCACCGUAAGUGUUGUAGGACGGCGCGCCGACAGAAUUCAUGCCUCGUGCUGGUGGCAAAUCCGCUGCGGCUAUAAGACCAUGCAGGACUUCCCCUGUGCGCCCUCCGAGACGGCAGGGCAGCCGCGCUGGGGAGAAGUUCUUCUUAAUUCCUUUCAGGAGGCCAACGCUAUUGAGCGCACGCGCGAGAAGGACUUCGCUCACCGCUGCCUGACGGAGGCACUCAUGUCGAGGGGUCAUAUGAGCGCCGGCGGCAACGUCCGGCGUAGACCGUUACGGCGUCCAAACAGGGUUUUGGCUGCGCCGGCACCGCAGCGGAAAUUAAAGGUCUCCUCCCUCGCAGUUGAUUCCUUCUUCUACAACCCGUCGGAGGAAGGUGGGAUGCAGCAGAGCAUUCUGGAGACCCUGGUGAAUUCAGAGGCCACGGCGGCAAUAGAAGAUACGGCCACUCUCCAGAAGGCAAUCGUGGAGACUGAAGAAGGCAUUGGCAGCACAGAGGCUCUGGCUGCGCAUGAUGAGGAUGCCAUUCUUCAGGACUACUCCGAGGCCAAGGAAGGGCUGCGGCAGUGCAAGAGUAGGCUUGCUGACCUUGCUGCUCAGAAAACGCAGUGCGACAUGGACUUGGCGACGCUCAUGGCCACUUACGAGCGACAGCAAGCCGAGCGAAGGCGCCAAAAAGAGGACGCCCAGCGGCUUGAGGAAGUUCUGGCGCUGAUGGACACCCAAGAGGAGAGCGAAGCACAGAUACGCCGUGAAAUUGCAGAGUUGGGGACAGAACGCGAGCGUCACAGAGACAAGGUGCAAGCAAAGUUGCAAAAGGUGGAGAAGAAACGUGAGGAGUUGGUGGAGGAGCUCCGCCUGGUGGGGGGUGAUCGCGAGGAACAGCUGGCCCAGAUGCGCCGCGCUGUAAAGCGGCUCAAAAGGCAAAUAGACGAAAAACAACGUGAUGUGCAGGAAUGGAAGGCUGCCGCCUCGUUGCGUACAGAGUGUAUCGAUAGGUCGCACUUUCUUCGCUAUAUAUAUGAUAUGACAUCAAACCUGUGCAAGCAGCAGACGCAGGUUGCCGCAGUUACACGCGACACAGCCGAUUGCAACGAUUGUAUUGAAGAACUGGAAAGACGCCUUAAGUCAUCUUUCGCCAGGCGCGAACAUGACGUGUACAGAAAGGCAGCCUCUUCCCAGGGUGACAGUGUGUUUCACCAGUUUCACAAGAGCCUUCUCGAUAUGCGUGAUGGCUACCGGGGACUUAUUCGUGCAAUAGCGGAACGCGGGGAGCUGCAGUUGGAACUUAACCGCUUGGAGGAACGCUUGGCGAAUCUCAAAGCCGAGGUCGAAGCCUGUGACACAACAAAGUUGGAAGCCGACUUGGCGGAGUUGACUUAA
Trypanosoma grayi is the source of this 1896-nucleotide messenger RNA. RefSeq lists its product as hypothetical. Gene Ontology annotation, molecular function: cullin family protein binding. Gene Ontology annotation, biological process: positive regulation of ubiquitin-dependent protein catabolic process. The transcript has a single exon. NCBI's taxonomy places the organism in Eukaryota, Euglenozoa, Kinetoplastea, Trypanosomatida, Trypanosomatidae. Bases 1 to 1896 code for a protein of 631 amino acids. The record is from RefSeq and is a predicted model, not a curated record.